Messenger RNA from Betta splendens (Siamese fighting fish), 2315 nucleotides. RefSeq lists its product as uncharacterized. The record is from RefSeq and is a predicted model, not a curated record. Lineage: Eukaryota; Metazoa; Chordata; Actinopteri; Anabantiformes; Osphronemidae. The coding region runs from base 463 to 1599 and encodes 378 amino acids. The transcript is spliced from 4 exons.
UUUACAGGUGAAGGUAAUCGUGUUUUUAAGAAGGUGGAGCCCUUUGAAAGUCUUUCCUCAGUUCCUCAGAUGUUAUCGGGACCUGAGUAAUGAAUGCGUCAGAAACACGUAAAUUCCUCGCAUCGACACAGGCUACUUUCAGUUCCACUGAAACUCGAUUUUAACAAUGUUUAAAUGAUAAUCAAAUCCACAACAUAAGGCGCGUGGCGUUACUUACCCACACUACAACAAUACACAACAAUGCUCGGUGAACAACCGUUGUACGUCUCUCUUAAUAACAGGUAUUUUUAGCACGCAACCAUAAUUUAAUUUUAAAUAUUGUAAACGAUUUUAGCCUGGAAGCCCCUCUAAAGGGACCAGAAUACACAGGACAGCCGAGCCAGCGUCGCAGUCGUUUGACUAUUUGGCUUCCAUUCACAUUAUUGUGUUAUUGUGACAAAACACAUAGUUUUAAUUCCGGGGAUGUCAAGUUGCUCAGUUGUCCCUCUUACUUUACCACAAUGGGAAGGCAGAUCACGAAGAAUUCGCUUCAUUUACAUGUCAAAUUCGACAUCGUUCAGACUGAAACUAUGUCCCAAAAAGGGUCCAGUGAUUCCUCUCUAUUUAGGAGCUGAUGUAUUGUCCAACACUGAUGUAAGAACAGAGAACCAUCCUAGGUACCACGCCAAGUUUGCAAAAAAAGGACUGGCCACAAAAAUACAUUUUUCCCCAGCUUUUAGGUUUCAUGGGUUAAAGGUUACAACCACAAAUAACAGCCUUUGGUUCUACAGUGUUCAAGGACUUUUCAGAGUAGCCUUUGAAAUGUACAGUAAGCAAGAACAGCUUUCUGUUUUGGAGAGUUUUCAGGAUGUCUGGAAAUCACAGAUAAGUGACAGCCCUCUGAAAAUGAGUUACAGCCUCAGUGAGAACCUUGACUUUUCAGUGCCCACUGGGAGUGACACACAAUUAAGGCAUUACCAGUUUGCCAAGGCAACAGCUGAUCUAUGUGGCAAUAACACAGACGAUACGUCCGCUGAUCAUGAUUAUUGCUCUUUUCCUAAGCUGAGCUCCCAGACUGAAGGGAAGCAACAAGAUUUAUUGACAGUGAGACAAAAACUCCACAGGUUAGAUCAUAGACUCUCCUCUGAGUUGUCAGGUUACACCGAUCAGCUAGAAACUAUUUUGUUACUUUUGGACAGCGUUGAUCGAUACAUAAACGGACAUCUAGAAGAAAAAGGUGUGUCAGAAACAGUCCUAGCCCUGCUAAAGGCCAAAGACUGGGGCUCUGUGUAUUCAAGCUCUCUGCUCAGUUGUAUAGGACGCUGGCUUGGUGAGCAGUUCCACGCAGCAAACAGCUGCAUCAGCCGAAAAGUGGAGGACUUUAAAGUUCAGCACAUUGAACAAAUAAGCAACUUGCCACCUGCCGAGGAACUGGCCACGGAACUUUUCCCAGAAGCCAUGCGGACAUUGCUCCUUCACUGGAUGGGCCUAAGUGAGGAGUCUACGCUGGAAAAGAGACACAGCGAAUACCCAAUCCUGCUCCUUAUCCUCGAGUUUGCAAACCACAACCUCAUUACUGGUGUUGCUCAUGUGCUGUACUCUAGUCUUAUAUGUAAAUAAGGAAUUUACAUACAGGUUACAACAAAAAGGUUUGGGAAUAAAAAUUGUAUUUUGUAUUUAGGUUACCCACUAUAGAUAUUUAGUUUAAUAGGAGUCCAGUUACUAUCUGGUCUAUAUUUUUGAAAAUUCUGUCAUUUUGCUUUACAUUUAAUGUUAAUUUUCUACAAAUGUGUUAAGUGCUGCCUAACAUUUAAACAGGCAUUAAGCUUAAAUUUAAAAUAAAUUUCGAUUUUUUUUUUUUUUUACGAUUUCAUCAUUGUAACAUGAAAUAAUAUACACAAUAAUAUUUAAACAUGAUUGAACCCUCACCCCUUAAAACAACACACAAACUCCACAAAGUGCAUUAAAAUGCAUUAAAAAGCCAUUCAACACAAACCUAAUUUAUUGAAAGAACAUUUGUAAUAUUCAUUACCUUCUCAAGUCCUUUUCAAGCCUUUUCAAUCUUGAGGACAAUAUGUAUUUAAACCACUGUUUGUCCCCCCCCCCAAUCAGGAUCAAUGAAACUAAGAGAUUCUGAUAUUGCUACAUCAACUUCAGAUGCCUUUUGCUGUAUGGUUGCAAACAGUGUUCACUUGAAUGACAUAUUUACUUUAUAUUCAAACAAUCACAUCAAUAGGAGGAUUUUAAACUACCACAAUUGUAACCAGCACCAGCUGGUCAAACUGAUGCUUUCUUUUCCACAGAUGUACAGGUUAAUAAACACUGAGAGAACUCAG